AUGUUGCGAGAUAAUCCAGAUGACUACAUAGACCCGUCUCGUAAAUCAUAUUUAGAUUUUGAUGGAGAAUUAGAUGUACCUGAAAGUGGUUUAGUUGCACAGACUAGGAAUGGAGUACGCGUAGGUCGAAUUAUGAAUUUUAUCACCGUUGGGUUCGUCCUACUGCUGAUUUGUGGUUCUGUGGUGGCAGGAGUUAUUACAUUCAUAGUGAAAGCAAACAAAGGGGGCGAUGGAAAAGUGUGCCGUCGUGGAGCAGUUCUUGUAACAGUUCGUCAAUGUCCUCGCGUAAGAUGGAUCCACUUUCAGUCAACGAGCGCUGACAGUGUCGCGUUAGUCUCAACGCUGUCAAGCGCUUUCUAUUAGUG
This is a messenger RNA of Strongylus vulgaris, 365 nucleotides long. NCBI's taxonomy places the organism in Eukaryota, Metazoa, Nematoda, Chromadorea, Rhabditida, Strongylidae. The record is from the annotation of a GenBank genome assembly.